This is a messenger RNA of Adineta ricciae, 516 nucleotides long. The record is from the annotation of a GenBank genome assembly. NCBI's taxonomy places the organism in Eukaryota, Metazoa, Rotifera, Eurotatoria, Adinetida, Adinetidae.
AUGACAACGAAUAAAACACAAUGUUUUCUUUGUAAAAAACACAAAUUCACCUAUUCUUGUCGAGGUUGUUCAAAGGAAUUCUGUUUUGACGAUUUAACGAAACAUCGACAAGAUUUGACUGAAGAAUUCAACACGAUUAUCAAUAAUUAUGAUCAAUUUAGACAAAGUCUUCAGCAAACAAAAGAAAAUCCACAAAAUUCUUCUCUCUUCAUUCAAAUUAAUCAAUGGGAAAAGAAUUCGAUCGACAUUAUUCGACAAACAGCUCAACAAUGUCGACAAACGUUUCUCAAAGAAAAUGAAGAAUUUCUCGUCGAUAUUGAAGAGAAAUUCAAUAAACUGAUUAGAGAAAUCAAAGAAAUUCAAGAAGAAAAUGAAAUGAACGAAAUGAAUUUGAAAGAUCUAAAAGAAAAAUUAAGAGAAAUCACCAAGGAGUUCAACGAUUCAUCAGAAAUCUCCAUCGAAGAAGAUUCACAAACAUUUAUCAAAAGAAUCUCAGUGAAAUCAACAAGAAAAUGA